GGCUGACAGCCUACAACCUACCCAACGCAUGCGAGUACCAAUGCUCUUUUUCCUCGGCUCCUUGGCUGAAAACCUUUCCAGCUGACGAGGCUUCGAUCUCAACGAUACCUAAGGUAUACCAAGACCUUUGCGACUGCGGAAGCUUGGUUGUAACCCCGCAUCAUCUCAACAUGGCACGCGGACAGCAUCUUCUCGUCGGAUCUGCUCUCAAAACUAUGACAUCGUCGCUCGAUACCGGCGCAUGACUCGCUAACGAGGCAACAACCUCUCCUGCGACACUCGGCCCUUUCUGACGGCUCGUCGCCGGUCUCAGUCGUGGUAUUCCUCAAUGGCCGAGUCCAAUGAGGACCAUUCUGGAGAACCAGCAACACCCGACUCGCUCCUCCCCUGCGAUGCCUGCAGGCGCCGGAAAGUCCGCUGUUCUAAGACCGAGCCAUGCCACAGGUGUGUCUCGUCUGGUCUGAGAUGUACAAGAGAUAUUGCCCGGAAAAAGAGGGGACCAAAGAAAGGAUCAGGCUCAGUGAUUGCUCGGCUAAGGGACGAAGGACACCAGCUAUUGCCGCAAGACGGGAGUCUACCAGCAUUCGACCUCUCGCAGCUACAAUUGCAGAUGCCAUCGCUGAAUAGGACAAUCAGCAAUGACAGUCCACUUGGAUCGCAACUGACCUCUCCUUUGUCAUCGCCAACCAACUCAAACCCUGGCGACCCCUUUGGACCAACAUCAGAUCCCGCCGGCGUGCCUCGAUCCGUUCCCAGUCUACAGAAUGGCACUGCGUUCGAACCGACCUCGCAUACAGCCUUCGCACAAGCAGGCAUCCAAUUCCCAGCCUCAUGGCAAAUGCAACCAUCGGAACUGCUACAAUUCCAAGCACCCAUCUCCCCUUCCGACUACAUGACCAUCAGCGACCUGGCCCAGCAGAUCUUCCAUGAAGCACCUCUCUCGAUGGGGACCGUGCUCCCACCACCUCGAUCAUCUCAACGCUCUCCGUCCCGCGCAUCCACUCCUCUCACCAAACCAAUCUCCCUCGACGCUGUGCUCACCAACACCAAUGGCGCACCAUCACCCGCGACAACAACCAGCUCCCCAAUGCCCCUCCUGGGCCCCAAGUUCCUCUACCGAAGCGACUCGCAUUCCUCUCCCAUCGAACCCCAGAUCCAGUCGCUGGCCGCCGAAUUUGGCCUCUCUGCGCUUCUCAUGUCCCAAUGCAUCAGCCAAUACUUUCGUCAUCUAUACUCUAUCCGUCCCAUCAUCCACGAACCCAGCUUCCUUUCACGUCUACACUCUCCCAAAGACUUGUCCGUCGAAGAAAAGAUUCUCGUCCUCUCCCUCUGCGCCACAACCGUCUUACACGCGGCCCCUCAAUCUGACCUUCAACUCGACAAAAAGCUCUCCCUCGGACGGCACUUUGUCGAACUAUGUCUUCAUCUCCGCCAAGUAGCAGACUGGGCCGAAAACACCACUCUUCUCUCUAUCCAGGCAUCCUACCACAUCGCUGUUGCACUCUUUGAGCUCAAACGCCCUCGAGCCCAUGCCUUCUACCUGCGCGAGGCUGUUGGGAUGGCCCUCGACCAGGGCCUGCACCUCGAAUCAACCUAUCACACCAUGGACGACGUACGAGCGAUAUGCUCGCGACGGACAGUGGCCUUACUCUUCAUCACCGAACGCGGGCUUGCCAUUCUGCGCAACAAGCCCACGCAAAUGACGCGCCUCCCGCGCCUGUCGACAGAGUACUUUGAUGAGACGGACGGUAUCGUGCUCGCCGGCUUUUCGGCCUUGGCCACUCUCUUUUCCAUUCUGGACGAGAAAUUCGUACGACUCUGGUCCGGCGACCCCAACGGCGAGCCGGUGGAUAAUAUCGCUAGUCUCCAGCACGCGCUGAACGAAAUGUCUUUUGAUACGCCGCAGGGCAACUUCGCCAUGACGGACGUCCAAAGAGCCGACGUGCUCAUUACACAUCAAUGGCUGCGUCUUAUUUUCUGGCAGGCGAGCAUGCGUCAGGGCCUGAUAAGCUACUCGGCCAACAACCCCAUCUUCUCAGCUCUAUAUCCGAUUACGAUCGCCAAGGACUUGUGCGACUGCGUAGGCCUCGAUGACGCCAGUUCGUACGAUGCGAUCCUCGUGCAUGGCAUGGGAAUUUUCGAAAAAAUCUUCGAGGUCGCGUACACGCUCAUGGAUGCAUUGACGAUUGCGAAUCAGAAUUGGAGUGAAAGUUGGGAACUUCGAUGUUUGUUCAAUGUGCUGAGCGCGAGUCCGAAUAGCCAGAGUACGUAUGUGAAGAUGCUGAGGACUAAGCUUGAGAGUGAGAGAAGUCCGCCGCAGAGUCCGCCUUUGAAUAGCUAGCGCAGUACGUUACAAUGGAUUGGGUGGUGAUCUGGUACGGAUAUGGCUGAAGGUGGCGCGCGGUAUGGUUACAGUAUAUAAUCGGUCUAUUUAUUGUACAUACGGCCUGGAUAGGAAGAUGAGAGAUGUAUUUGAGGUGCUAUACGACCAGGAAAUACCCGUGUUGAAAUGUCCACCAUGCUUUGGGAGGAUUGGUUUCAUCGUUCUCCUGAUCUAAGAUACAGUCUCACUUGAUUCUGCUCUUUCACCCACCGGCGUUCAUCCACCAUCAACUGCCAAAAUUGCGCCAGCAACAGAGAUCGCCAUGUUUUCAGCGAGAAAGACACGAAUAUCAACUACCUCGUCAGACUGACUGGCCAACCCGGUUCAUCGGAUAUUCGCACAAGGGCGUUCGUCUCCAGCCAAGCCCUGACUUCUGGCUUCGGGUUUGUCAUCGGCGAAUUUGAAAACAAUAGGCAAGAUAUCGUUCAGGCGAAUCCGGUCUACAGCAUCGUCGAUCGCAUCGGAGGCGCGUUAUCGUUAACACACCCUGCUUUUGCGCCACUGCACACCCUGGAAAUAUGGACAUCGUAUACAGUGCCAGGGCGGAGGGGUUGUUGACGAACGAAUCCCACGCUGGACGCGGUAAGGCGGGAUGUGGGUAUCUG
This is a messenger RNA of Exophiala xenobiotica, 2988 nucleotides long. RefSeq lists its product as uncharacterized. The transcript has a single exon. Gene Ontology annotation, biological process: DNA-templated transcription; regulation of DNA-templated transcription. The coding region runs from base 329 to 2341 and encodes 670 amino acids. The record is from RefSeq and is a predicted model, not a curated record. NCBI's taxonomy places the organism in Eukaryota, Fungi, Ascomycota, Eurotiomycetes, Chaetothyriales, Herpotrichiellaceae. Gene Ontology annotation, molecular function: DNA binding; zinc ion binding; DNA-binding transcription factor activity, RNA polymerase II-specific.